AGGACAGGAGAGGAGAGGAGAGGAGAGAGGACAGUAGAGUAGAGUAGAGUAGAGGAGAGGACAGAAGAGGAGAGAGGACAGUAGAGGAGAGAGGACAGUAGAGUAGAGUAGAGGAGAGGACAGGAGAGGAGAGAGGACAGUAGAGGAGAGGAGAGGAGAGGACAGGAGAGGAGAGGAGACAAUAGAGCAGAGGAGAGAGGACAAUAGAGGAGAGGAGAGAGGACAGUAAAGAAGAGUAGAGGACAGUAGAGUAGAGGAGAGGAUAGUAGAGUAGAGGACAUUAAAGGAGAGGAGAGGACAGUAGAGCAGAGGACAGUAGAGGAGAGGAGAGGACAUUAAAGGAGAGGAGAGGACAUUAAAGGAGAGGACAGUAGAGUAGAGGAGAAAAGACAGUAGAGGAGAGGAGUCCACUGACUGUCAAUGCUUUGUGCUCAAACCCAGCUCAGUACUCACUGAGUAGCAGUAACAAUCUCCACCCAAAUAAACAUAACAUCUCCUGACAACAGACUAUCAAGGCCCACUGUUGCAGCUGAACACAAAGGUCCACUCUCUGGCUCAGGUUGCAAUGCCUGGGAUUGGAUAAGGAGGUUGCAGGACACCUUUUCACUUUUCACAACACUUCCAGCGUGCAGUUCCAUGGGUCUCACCCUCAUUGACACCUCACACCUUCAGGCCUGACUGUCCACAUUAACCACAUACUGUUUGCUCCUCAUGUGUCACAGCUAUUUCAGUAGCCCCUGGCUGCAACCAUCACAUAGACAACACAUAGAACAUAUACAAACGAUAUAUAUAUAUAUAUUUCACCUUUAUUUAACCAGGUAGGCCAGUUGAGAACAAGUUCUCAUUUACAACUGCGACCUGGCCAAGGUAAAGCAAAGCAGUGCGACACAAACAACAAAACAGAGUCACACAUGGGAUAGACAAACAUAUAGUCAAUAACACAAUAGAGAAAUCUAUAUACAGUGUGUGCAAAUGUAGUAAGAUUAGGGAGGAAAGGCAAUAAAUAGGCCGUAGUGGCGAAAUAAUUGCAAUUUAGCAUUAACACUGGAGUGAUAGAUGUGCAGAAGAUGAUGUGUAAGUAAAGAUACUGGGGUGCAAAGGAGAAAAAAAAUAACAAUAUGGGGAUGAGGUAGUUGGGCGGGCUAUUUACAGAUGGGCUGUGUUAAGGUGCAAUGAUCGGUAAGCUGCUCUGACAGUUGAUGCUUAAAAUUAGUGAGGGAGAUAUGUCUCCAGCUUCAGUGAUUUUUGCAAUUUAUUCCAGUCAUUUGCAGCAGAGAACGGGAAGGAAAGGCGGCCGGAGGAGUUGGCUUUGGGGAUGACCAGUGAAAUAUACCUGCUGGAGCGCGUACUACAGGAGAUUGUGAGUGUCACUAAAGAUGUCCGAUAGAGUCGAUAUUGAAGAGAAACCGCCAGCCCCUCCCUUGAGAAUGAACAGUAGUCCCCGAGACUCUUCAACAGUGAAUCACGGCUCCAAACCUCUCCCAAUGGCUCCUGAGGAGAAGAACAAGAAGGUCCGCCUGCGCUCCAUCUUCCCUGGAGGAGACAAGACGAACAAGAAGAAGGAGAAGGAGCGUCCUGAGAUCUCCCUGCCCUCAGACUUUGAGCACACCAUCCAUGUUGGCUUUGAUGCUGUUACAGGGGAGUUCACUGGCAUCCCAGAGCAGUGGGCGCGGCUCCUUCAGACCUCCAACAUCACCAAGCUGGAGCAGAAGAAGAACCCUCAGGCCGUGCUGGACGUGCUCAAGUUCUACGACUCCAAAGAGACGGUCAACAACCAGAAAUACAUGAGCUUCACCUCCGGAGACAAGUCAGCACAGGGAUACAUAGCAGCCAACACUCUGAACCGACUGCUGUCGCCUGGGCCUCCUGUCAGCCAUAGAACCUGCAGUGCAUUAUUUGACAAGGGUGCAAAGACAUCUACAGAGCCCCCUAUAGCACUCCCUGUGUCAGAGGAGGAGGAGGAGGAGGAGGAGGAAGAGGAGGAGGAUGACGAUGAUAACGAUGAACUACCACCCGUCAUCGCACCUCGACCUGAGCACACUAAAUCUAUCUACACCCGCUCUGUCAUCGAGCCCUUGGCGCCUCCCGCCCCUGUGAAGGAGGUCACAACCCCACCGGAGUCCCAGGUCCAGCCGGAGGACACGUCCAGCAGUCUGUACCGCCACACCGAUCGGCAGAGGAAGAAGUCCAAGAUGACAGACGAGGAGAUUCUGGAGCGACUGAGGAGCAUUGUGAGUGUGGGGGACCCCAAAAAGAAGUACACACGCUUUGAGAAAAUAGGACAAGGGGCAUCUGGCACUGUGUACACAGCCAUUGACAUUGCUACUGGCCAGGAGGUGGCCAUCAAGCAGAUGAACCUCCAACAGCAGCCUAAGAAGGAGCUGAUCAUCAACGAGAUCCUGGUGAUGAGGGAAAACAAAAACCCCAACAUAGUCAACUACCUGGACAGUUACCUGGUAGGGGAUGAGCUAUGGGUGGUGAUGGAAUACCUGGCUGGAGGUUCACUGACUGACGUGGUGACUGAGACCUGCAUGGACGAGGGCCAGAUCGCUGCAGUCUGCAGAGAAUGUCUGCAGGCUCUGGACUUCCUGCACUCCAACCAGGUGAUCCACAGAGACAUCAAGAGUGACAACAUCCUGCUGGGCAUGGACGGCUCGGUCAAGCUCACCGACUUUGGGUUCUGUGCCCAGAUCACCCCAGAGCAGAACAAGCGAAGCACCAUGGUGGGCACGCCCUAUUGGAUGGCACCCGAGGUCGUGACCCGUAAGGCCUACGGGCCCAAGGUGGACAUCUGGUCCCUGGGUAUCAUGGCUAUAGAGAUGGUGGAGGGAGAACCUCCCUACCUGAAUGAGAACCCUCUCAGGGCCCUGUACCUUAUCGCCACCAACGGGACUCCAGAGCUGCAGAACCCUGAGCGUCUGACCUCCGUGUUCAGAGACUUCCUCAACCGCUGCCUGGAGAUGGACGUGGACCGCAGAGGCUCAGCCAAGGAGCUCCUCCAGCAUUCAUUCCUGAAGUUAGCCAAGCCCCUGUCCAGCCUGAGCCCUCUGAUUGUAGCAGCCAAGGAGGCCAUAAAAAACAGCAGCCGCUAGAGGGCGCCAUGUGUCCACACACAGAGCUGGACCCUGCUCCAUGGUGUUGUGUGACAGACAGACAGCACAAGGACAGACCAGUAACCA
Messenger RNA from Salvelinus fontinalis (brook trout), 3179 nucleotides. Its product is annotated as serine/threonine-protein kinase PAK 3-like. Gene Ontology annotation, cellular component: cytoplasm. The record is from RefSeq and is a predicted model, not a curated record. Lineage: Eukaryota; Metazoa; Chordata; Actinopteri; Salmoniformes; Salmonidae. The coding region runs from base 1377 to 3092 and encodes 571 amino acids. Gene Ontology annotation, molecular function: protein serine/threonine kinase activity; ATP binding. The transcript has 16 exons. Gene Ontology annotation, biological process: regulation of actin cytoskeleton organization; regulation of axonogenesis; regulation of MAPK cascade.